Lynx canadensis (Canada lynx) is the source of this 5302-nucleotide messenger RNA. It is a transcript of the gene NRXN2, whose product is annotated as neurexin 2. The coding region runs from base 1 to 5145 and encodes 1714 amino acids. The transcript has 22 exons. The record is from RefSeq and is a predicted model, not a curated record. Lineage: Eukaryota; Metazoa; Chordata; Mammalia; Carnivora; Felidae.
AUGGCGGCCGGGAGCCCGUGGCGGCCGCCGUCGCCGCCGCCGCUGCUGCUGCUGUUGCUGCUGCUGACGCUGGCGGCGGGCGCGGGCGGCCUGGAGUUCGGCGGCGGCCCCGGGCAGUGGGCUCGCUACGCGCGCUGGGCCGGCGCGGCGAGCAGCGGCGAGCUCAGCUUCAGCCUGCGCACCAACGCCACGCGCGCGCUGCUGCUCUACCUGGACGACGGUGGCGACUGCGACUUCCUGGAGCUGCUGCUGGUGGACGGGCGCCUGCGGCUGCGCUUCACGCUCUCGUGCGCCGAGCCGGCCACGCUGCAGCUGGACACGCCGGUGGCCGACGACCGCUGGCACAUGGUGCUGCUGACCCGCGACGCGCGCCGCACGGCGCUGGCGGUGGACGGCGAGGCCCGCGCCGCCGAGGUGCGCUCCAAGCGGCGUGAGAUGCAGGUGGCCAGCGACCUGUUCGUGGGCGGCAUCCCGCCCGACGUGCGCCUCUCGGCGCUCACCCUCAGCACCGUCAAGUACGAGCCGCCCUUCCGCGGCCUCCUGGCCAACCUGAAGCUGGGCGAGCGGCCUCCCGCGCUCCUGGGCAGCCAGGGCCUGCGCGGCGCCGCCGCGGACCCACUGUGCGCGCCUGCGCGCAACCCCUGUGCCAAUGGCGGUCUCUGCACGGUGCUGGCCCCCGGCGAGGUGGGCUGCGACUGCAGCCACACGGGCUUCGGCGGCAAGUUCUGCAGCGAAGAGGAGCACCCCAUGGAAGGUCCGGCUCACCUGACGUUAAACAGCGAAGUAGGGUCCUUACUGUUCUCCGAGGGGGGGGCCGGGAGAGGAGGAGCCGGCGAUGUGCACCAGCCAACGAAAGGCAAGGAGGAGUUUGUGGCGACCUUCAAAGGAAACGAGUUCUUCUGCUACGACCUGUCCCACAACCCCAUCCAGAGCAGCACGGACGAGAUCACGCUGGCCUUCCGCACCCUGCAGCGCAACGGGCUGAUGUUGCACACGGGCAAGUCGGCCGACUAUGUCAACCUGUCCCUCAAGUCCGGGGCCGUCUGGCUGGUCAUCAACCUGGGCUCAGGAGCCUUCGAGGCCCUCGUGGAACCUGUCAACGGCAAGUUCAACGACAACGCCUGGCACGACGUCCGGGUCACCCGAAACCUGCGCCAGCACGCAGGAAUUGGACACGCUAUGGUAAACAAACUGCAUUAUCUGGUGACCAUCUCAGUGGACGGGAUCCUGACCACCACAGGCUACACGCAGGAGGAUUACACCAUGCUGGGCUCUGAUGACUUCUUCUACAUUGGGGGCAGUCCCAACACGGCUGACCUACCGGGCUCACCCGUCAGCAACAACUUUAUGGGCUGCCUGAAGGACGUGGUCUAUAAGAAUAAUGACUUCAAGCUGGAACUGUCUCGCCUGGCAAAGGAAGGGGACCCCAAGAUGAAGCUGCAGGGGGACCUGUCAUUCCGCUGUGAGGAUGUGGCUGCCCUGGACCCUGUGACCUUUGAGAGUCCCGAGGCUUUUGUGGCGCUGCCCCGCUGGAGCGCCAGACGCACCAGCUCCAUCUCCCUAGACUUCCGUACCACUGAGCCCAACGGGCUGCUUCUCUUCAGCCAGGGCCGGCGGGCUGGGGCCGGGGCUGGCAGCCACAGCUCUGCCCAGCGGGCCGACUACUUUGCCAUGGAGCUGUUGGAUGGCUACCUCUACCUGCUGCUGGACAUGGGCUCUGGGGGCAUCAAGCUGCGGGCAUCUAGCCGCAAGGUCAACGAUGGCGAGUGGUGCCACGUGGACUUCCAAAGGGACGGGCGCAAAGGCUCCAUCUCGGUGAACAGCCGCAGCACGCCCUUCUUGGCCACUGGGGAGAGUGAGAUUCUGGACCUGGAGAGCGAGCUGUACCUGGGCGGUCUCCCUGAGGGGGGGCGGGUGGACCUGCCCCUGCCCCCGGAGGUGUGGACGGCGGCGCUCCGGGCUGGCUACGUGGGCUGUGUGCGGGACCUCUUCAUAGACGGGCGCAGCCGAGAUCUUCGGGGCCUGGCCGAAGCUCAGGGGGCGGUGGGCAUCGCCCCCUUCUGCUCCCGGGAGACACUGAAGCAGUGUGCGUCUGCCCCCUGCCGCAACGGGGGCAUCUGUCGAGAGGGCUGGAACCGCUUCGUCUGUGACUGCAUUGGGACCGGCUUUCUGGGGCGGGUCUGUGAGAGAGAGGCCACGGUCCUGAGCUACGAUGGCUCCAUGUACAUGAAGAUCAUGCUGCCGAACGCCAUGCACACGGAGGCAGAGGAUGUGUCCCUGCGCUUCAUGUCCCAGCGGGCCUACGGGCUAAUGAUGGCCACCACCUCCAGGGAGUCAGCCGACACCCUGCGCCUCGAGCUGGACGGGGGCCAGAUGAAGCUCACUGUCAACCUCGACUGCCUGCGCGUCGGCUGCGCACCCAGUAAAGGCCCCGAGACGCUCUUUGCGGGACACAAGCUCAAUGACAACGAGUGGCACACGGUGAGGGUGGUGCGGCGUGGCAAGAGCCUGCAGCUGUCUGUGGACAACGUCACCGUGGAGGGACAGAUGGCGGGAGCCCACACGCGGCUAGAGUUCCACAACAUUGAGACGGGCAUCAUGACGGAGCGGCGUUUCAUCUCCGUGGUGCCCUCCAACUUCAUCGGGCACCUGAGCGGGCUGGUGUUCAACGGCCAGCCCUACAUGGACCAGUGCAAGGAUGGCGACAUCACCUACUGCGAGCUCAACGCCCGCUUCGGCCUGCGGGCCAUCGUGGCCGAUCCUGUCACCUUCAAGAGUCGCAGCAGCUACCUGGCGCUCGCCACGCUCCAAGCCUACGCUUCCAUGCACCUCUUCUUCCAGUUCAAGACCACGGCCCCCGACGGGCUCCUCCUGUUCAACUCGGGCAACGGCAAUGACUUCAUUGUCAUCGAGCUGGUCAAGGGGUACAUCCACUACGUGUUUGACCUGGGGAAUGGCCCGUCCUUGAUGAAGGGGAACUCAGACAAACCAGUCAAUGACAACCAGUGGCACAACGUGGUGGUGUCCAGGGACCCAGGCAACGUGCACACGCUCAAGAUCGACUCCCGCACGGUCACGCAGCACUCCAAUGGCGCCCGAAACCUCGAUCUCAAAGGGGAGCUGUACAUUGGCGGUCUGAGCAAGAACAUGUUCAGCAACCUGCCCAAGCUGGUGGCCUCCCGGGAUGGCUUUCAGGGCUGCCUGGCCUCGGUGGACCUCAACGGACGCCUCCCAGACCUCAUCGCCGACGCCCUGCACCGCAUCGGGCAGGUGGAGAGGGGCUGUGACGGCCCCAGCACCACCUGCACCGAAGAGUCCUGUGCCAACCAGGGUGUCUGCUUGCAGCAGUGGGAUGGCUUCACCUGUGACUGCACCAUGACUUCCUACGGAGGCCCUGUCUGCAAUGACCCCGGGACCACAUACAUCUUUGGGAAGGGGGGAGCGCUCAUCACCUACACGUGGCCCCCCAAUGACCGGCCCAGCACGAGGAUGGACCGCCUGGCCGUGGGCUUCAGCACGCACCAGCGGAGUGCUGUGCUGGUGCGGGUGGACAGUGCCUCCGGCCUCGGAGACUAUCUGCAGCUGCACAUCGACCAGGGCACCGUGGGGGUGAUCUUUAACGUGGGCACGGACGACAUUACCAUCGACGAGCCCAACGCCAUCGUGAGCGACGGCAAAUACCACGUGGUGCGCUUCACUCGAAGUGGCGGCAACGCCACCCUGCAGGUGGACAGCUGGCCGGUCAAUGAGCGGUACCCGGCAGGAAACUUUGAUAACGAGCGCCUGGCGAUUGCUAGACAGAGAAUCCCCUACCGGCUUGGUCGAGUAGUAGAUGAGUGGCUGCUCGACAAAGGCCGCCAGCUGACCAUCUUCAACAGCCAGGCUGCCAUCAAGAUCGGGGGCCGGGACCAGGGCCGUCCCUUCCAGGGCCAGGUGUCCGGCCUCUACUACAAUGGGCUCAAGGUGCUGGCGCUGGCCGCCGAGAGCGACCCCAAUGUGCGGACCGAGGGCCACCUGCGCCUGGUGGGGGAGGGGCCGUCCGUGCUGCUCAGCGCGGAGACCACGGCCACCACCCUGCUGGCCGACAUGGCCACCACCAUCAUGGAGACCACCACCACCAUGGCCACCACUACCACGCGCCGGGGCCGCUCCCCCACACUGAGGGACAGCACCACCCAGAACACAGAUGACCUCUUGGUGGCCUCUGCUGAGUGUCCGAGUGACGACGAGGACCUGGAGGAGUGUGAGCCCAGUACUGGAGGAGAGUUAAUAUUGCCCAUUAUCACGGAGGACUCCUUAGACCCCCCUCCCGUGGCCACCCGAUCCCCCUUCGUGCCCCCACCCCCCACCUUCUAUCCCUUCCUCACGGGCGUGGGCGCCACCCAAGACACCUUGCCCCCACCCGCGGCCCGCCGCCCGCCCGCCGGGGGCCCGUGCCAGGCCGAGCAGGACGACAGCGACUGCGAAGAGCCCAUCGAGGCCUCGGGCUUUGCGUCCGGGGAGGUCUUUGACUCCAGCCUCCCCCCCACGGACGACGAGGACUUUUACACCACCUUUCCCCUGGUCACGGACCGCACCACCCUCCUCUCACCCCGCAAACCCGCUCCCCGGCCCCACCUCAGGACAGAUGGGGCCACGGGCGCCCCCGGGGUGCUGCUGGCCCCCUCCGCCCCGGCCCCCAACCUGCCCGCGGGCAAAAUGAACCACCGAGACCCGCUGCAGCCCUUGCUGGAGAACCCGCCCCUGGGGCCUGGGGCCCCCACGUCCUUCGAGCCGCGGAGGCCCCCGCCCCUGCGCCCGGGCGUGACCUCCGCCCCCGGCUUCCCCCAUCUGCCCACAGCCAACCCCACGGGGCCCGGGGAGCGGGGCCCGCCCGGCGCGGUGGAGGUGAUCCGGGAGUCCAGCAGCACCACGGGCAUGGUGGUGGGCAUCGUGGCGGCCGCGGCGCUCUGCAUCCUCAUCCUCCUCUACGCCAUGUACAAGUACCGCAACCGCGACGAGGGCUCCUACCAGGUGGACCAGAGCCGGAACUACAUCAGUAACUCGGCCCAGAGCAAUGGGGCAGUGGUCAAAGAGAAGGCCCCGGCCGCUCCCAAGACGCCCAGCAAGGCCAAGAAGAACAAAGACAAGGAGUACUACGUGUGAGCCCCGGCACCGCGCCCCACUGCCAGCUGCCCCUCCCGGGACGGCCCCGGGAGGCGGGUGCGGCCCUCUCCCUGCCGGGGGCUCUGGGGACCCGCUCCCUGGCUGCCUCAGACUUCUCUCACGAAGAGGAAACGCAAAAAAAAAAAAAAAAAAAAAA